Messenger RNA from Cavia porcellus (domestic guinea pig), 2904 nucleotides. RefSeq names its product beta-1,3-N-acetylgalactosaminyltransferase 1 (Globoside blood group) (gene B3galnt1). Gene Ontology annotation, molecular function: N-acetyl-beta-D-glucosaminide beta-(1,3)-galactosyltransferase activity. The transcript has 4 exons. Bases 345 to 1340 code for a protein of 331 amino acids. Gene Ontology annotation, cellular component: Golgi membrane. NCBI's taxonomy places the organism in Eukaryota, Metazoa, Chordata, Mammalia, Rodentia, Caviidae. The record is from RefSeq and is a predicted model, not a curated record.
GCCCCCUCCCCCCAGCCCAUCCCCCGCCGCGCGUGGGCUGCGUGCGCCCGAGCGUGCGUGUGGCUGCGGGAGGCCAGGGCGCGCGCAGGACUGGAGCGCCGUUCCCCGCGUUGGAGCCGAGGGGGCGCCCCGCACGGCAGCAAAUCUGAGGACUGUAAAGAAUGGAAUGUAAACAACCAUAAAAAAACUUCAGCUAGUGAUUUCAUCUCAUCUGAAACUCAACAGAAAUCUUAAGCAUCAUUUUUGAUGAGUGCAUACUGCUGAAUGUUCAUGUGGUGAAACUGAAGGUCUUUCGGAAGAAAUCAAUAAGAGCCUGUGCCUGGUGGUCUUCUCAGCUGCUGUGGAUGGCCCUGACUCUCUUGACUGCCCUUCCCAAUAGGAUGUCACUGAGGUCCCUUAAAUGGAGCCUCUUGCUGCUGUCACUCCUGAGUUUCCUGGUGAUGUGGUACCUCAGCCUUCCACACUACAAUGUGAUCGAGCGUGUGAACUUAAUGUACUUUUAUGAGUAUGAGCCGGUUUACAGGCAAGACUUCCGCUUCACACUUCGAGAGCAUUCGAACUGCUCUCAUCAGAACCCAUUUCUGGUCAUCCUUGUGACGUCACACCCUUCAGAUGUGAAAGCCAGGCAGGCCAUUAGGGUUACAUGGGGUGAAAAGAAGUCUUGGUGGGGAUAUGAAGUUCUUACGUUUUUCUUACUAGGUCAGCAAUCUGUAAGGGAAGACAAAAUGCUAGCGCUGUCCUUGGAGGAUGAGCACCUUCUCUAUGGUGACAUAAUAAGACAGGAUUUUCUAGACACAUACAAUAACCUGACCUUAAAAACCAUUAUGGCGUUCAGGUGGGUCACUGAGUUUUGCCCCAAUGCCAAGUAUAUUAUGAAGACAGACACUGAUGUUUUUAUUAAUACAGGUAAUUUAGUGAAGUAUCUCUUAAACUUGAACCACUCAGAGAAGUUUUUCACAGGUUAUCCUCUAAUUGAUAAUUAUUCUUAUAGGGGAUUUUACCAAAAAACUCAUAUUUCAUAUCAGGAGUAUCCUUUCAAGGUGUUCCCUCCCUACUGCAGUGGGUUGGGCUAUAUAAUGUCCAAAGAUUUGGUGCCAAGGAUCUAUGAAAUGAUGGGUCACGUAAAACCUAUCAAGUUUGAAGAUGUUUAUGUUGGGAUCUGUUUGAAUUUGUUAAAAGUGGACAUUCAUAUUCCGGAAGACACAAACCUUUUCUUUCUGUAUAGAAUCCAUCUGGAUGUCUGUCAGCUCAGACGUGUGAUUGCAGCCCAUGGAUUCUCCUCUAAGGAAAUCAUCACGUUUUGGCAGGUUAUGCUAAGAAACACCACAUGCCAUUAUUAACGUCACACUCUACCAGAACUCUAGCGAAGGCAGUGUACUUUGUGGACAGUGUUAGAGCUGUGCCGUAGCAAACUGGUGGAGAGGUAUAUGUCUGGCUCACACUGGAGUGAAACUCAUGGAGAUUGGAGAGCCACACUGCAUUUGUGGUUUGUUUUGAUAAAAUUCAAGUCAGUUUGGCAGAAUUAAACAUCUUACAAAGGAGUCAGAGGUAUUUGCUCAUAAAAUUAAUAGGACCAAACAAUUUAAACAUGUUAUUCUAUAGACUAGGAUUUCUGAAAAGGCUUUCCCUGAAUUAUAAGCUCAUUAAUGUAUAACAGCAAAGCAUUGUGGAAUUCUAUUUAUUGAACAGUCUAAGGGUUUAGUGUGUAUCUUAGAUGGAUUGCCAGUUUUAAAAAGUAUGUUGUUCCAUGUAAAGAAACUUCAUUGAAGUUAUACUGAACAAAAUUUCAUGUGUUUUUACUCAAAAGAUACUUCAUGAUGUUGGAAUAUUUCAGUGUUAUCAAUUAUUAUUUAAAUUACUUCAGACUUUCUGAAUGUUUAAAUGUUGUGGUGGUUUCAGUACUGUACAAAUGAAAUAGUGAAUCACUUUUUACAGUUAAAUUUUGUUCAAGUUAUUUCCCUGGUCAUUUUAGUUGUUGAUACUCCAUUCAUGUGAAACCAUAGGUCAUUAUUAUUAAUCUCUUGAAUUUGUUACAUAUUUUACUGUGGUAAUACAGAAAAAAACUAAAGCAAGAGAUUUCUGAAUGACUUGUCUUGUUUUUAAAAAUACAGUCCUGUGUUUUUAGAUGUCAUUCGUUGGUCAUUUUUCCACGUGAAACUCAGGAGUGACACAGGAUGUCAGGCAGUAUGUUUCCACUUAGAAAAGACUUUGAAUGUGCACAUAAAGGGCAAGAACCUUUUGGCCAGAAAUUUAUGAAAAGUGUCCUUAUUCCAGAGCUGGGUUGGAAAGACCAAAUAUCCAAGUUGCAUUGCUAAUCUGCCCCAGGUAUUUCCUGAUUAACAGUCAGCUUAUGAAUAAAGAGGGGAAAAGAGAAAAGAUAAAGAAGUAGCGGCUGCUGUUAUUUGCAAUCCGGAUGAAAGGCCCAAUUCGUAGUCUGAAGUCAAGCUGACUUUAGUCUUCCGUGUUUCCCUAGAAAUGACAAUGUGGUCUUUUGUCCCUGCCACUCUUACAUCAAGAGGACUGCUUGUUCCUUCUGGGAUUAUGCAGUUUUCUAUUAGGGUUGAUUCCUUUCUUCUUAGUUAUAUACAAGCAAAAGUUGAAAUCUUUUUUGUGGGUUAUCAGCUUCAGAGUAUGUGGUCAGCUCUUGUAGUAGUCAUAUUGAUAGUUCUUCUGUUCGGAAAAACAAACUUCAAUUAAAACUCCAGUUCCACAAUGAGGCUGCAGCUCUCCAGACACUGAGACAGGAUGAUUGCUAUGAGUUUGAGACCAACCUGGGCUGCAUAGUGAGUUCAAGGACACCCUGACCUACAAAGAGAGAGCUUGCCUCAAACGCAUACACAAACACACACAACAACAAAAGUCACCAAGAGUUAAAUUUCAAUAAAAUUAUUUUUUAGAAAACUA